AUGGUUGCAAAGAGAAAAGCUCAAGCUACUCCAUUAUAUACUGAAAAUGACAUAGAAAUUUGUUUAAAAGCUUAUAAUGAAGAUCCUUCACUCACGAUAAAAUCGGCUGCAAAACUUAAAUCAAUUCCGUACAACGCCUUCAGAGAUCGAGUUAAUGGUAAAAAAUCUCGUGUAAAAAGCCACCAGCACUUACAAUUGUUUACAGCAAAACAAGAGAAUGAAAUUAGUGCCUAUUUGAGAGCUUCAAAUGAUAAACAUGAAGGAUUAUCAUCUGCUGAAGUAAUUAAGUAUGCCCAAAACAUUUUGAAACAAAUAGGUAAGGAUGAAAAAAUUGGUAAAAAUUGGUUCAAUAGGUUUUUGAAACGUCAAAAGUUCUUGAGUUCAAUAAGGGCUUCAACAUUUGAGGACUCUAGAUCAUUAAGCUGUGGUAGAGAUAAACUAAAAAAAUCUACUACGAAUCAAUUUACCAAAAAAAAAACUCACAGUUUAAAUUUCAAAUAA
Lodderomyces jiufengensis is the source of this 501-nucleotide messenger RNA. RefSeq lists its product as uncharacterized. The record is from RefSeq and is a predicted model, not a curated record. Bases 1 to 501 code for a protein of 166 amino acids. The transcript has a single exon. NCBI's taxonomy places the organism in Eukaryota, Fungi, Ascomycota, Pichiomycetes, Serinales, Debaryomycetaceae.